Molecule: messenger RNA, 1628 nt
Organism: Chlamydomonas reinhardtii
Lineage: Eukaryota; Viridiplantae; Chlorophyta; Chlorophyceae; Chlamydomonadales; Chlamydomonadaceae
Exons: 2
Coding region: 30-329 (99 amino acids)
Source: RefSeq, a predicted model, not a curated record
AUGUAGUGGCUAGUGCGGCGUUAGCGGCUAUGGAGAGGGGGCGGUGCGCGCUGUACGCCGCAAGGCGCCGUGGCCUAGCCAACGCUGCCACAGCACCACUGCCGCAACAACCUCUACAGCAGGGCCAGUUACCGCAACAGCAGCCGCAGCAGCAGCCGCAGCAGCAGCUGCAGCAGCAGCAGCAACAACAGGCUCAAAUACAGACGGACACCCAACAAGCGAUUGACACGGCAGUGAUCGACUUGUGGGGUCGCUUAAAAACAUUCACAGCACUGGGAGUGCCGCGGAAGGGCUGGGAUCAAACCAUCACGGACAGUGACGAGGACUAAGCACGGUUCCACAGGUACAAGAAGGUCGGCUAGAGAGGGUCAGGCUUUCUGUUUCAUUUUUUAUGUUUGUGGUUGGGGGGCUUUCGCCAAGGCCAGCGAUGCAGGGUGUGGUUUCCGCCAGAGAGCGGCCCCUGCUGGUCCUUUUGAGGGGGCUUGGUUAGCUUGCUUUAUGCGCGUUAAGGGGGGUUUCACAUGUGACAACCCGGUUUCGGUGAAUCCACCUGGCUUCGGCGAAGCCAGGGGCGAAUCCGAUUCACAUGCGGCUGCCUCGAAUCCACCUUGGUUGGGCGCCAAUCCAGCUCUGGAAGGGCCGAAUUAUGUCUCCGCAUACAAUCCCAGCGCUCCCAUACUCUUAUUUUACACGCAUAGUGAGUUCCCGAUGCGUGACUCGCCCGCAACCGCGACAUGCCGAGUCCACCUCGCUCCAUACACCGCCCCCGAACAUUCUGUAUGGCACAUAUAGUGCUUUGAAGCGUUUUUGUUGCAUAGUUGCUGCGACCACGGUGUAAUCCUCGUGCAGGAGCUAGGAAAGCCCAACAUGUCGAAACAUGCGAGGCGUGCGCGCUCAUGGAGGAUGCUUUAGCCCCGCUCCCACCUACAAUAUAAUAGUAUGAAGAUCAUAACCAUUUUGAUGGAGGCUGUCGCAACUAUAAGCGCACUCUGCUCCACGGCACACAGCAAUGCUCGUCGCCGCGAGGGUUUCGGCGUCCAAGUGGUUGAUAUCACAUGAUUGGAGUAAGAAAAUAGUAUAGAAAAUUUCAGACGUCUCGAAACUAAGUAUGUGUGUUGGGCGAAUCCGGGCUGCGGACCCGGAUUCGCGAGCUGGCUUCGGGGGUGGUUUCGACCUGGUUUCGGGGGUGGUUUCGACCUGGUUUCGACCUGGUUUCGACCCGAAGCUAGCUUCGCAUGUCACAUGUGAAACCCCCCUAAGCGCCUUGCUUUCCCUCUGUUGUGGCCAGGGGUGUUGUUUGUGGCGGGGCGGCCUUGUGUGUGUUUCUGGCCUUGGCGGGCGGUGUUUUCCUGGCAUGUGUUUUGGUCUGGUGUGUACGUGUGGUGUGGUGUGAAGGAGGCAGUUGUGUCUGCCCCUCUGAGGCUCCGCCCUAGUGCUUUCUUUUGGUGGAGAAGGCGUGAGCCUUGUGUCUCCGUGUCUCUUUUGUCUUGACCAGGACUGGGGCCUUAUCCCCUGCUGUGUCGGGCGUGCCUAGGGGUGAGCGUGUGGAACUCGCUCACCCAACACUAGGGCUUGUCAGCCCUAGUCAUCAGUGGCUUCGCCACUACCAAGUGUAAUUAUUCUCUCCC